AUGCUGCCCACAAUGGGCGGCACCAGCGAAGUUCCUACUGAUCGCUUCGCUGCCAAGACUUUGAAGUUCACUCCGCCCUCAUGGCUGUUUAAUGGCACAUGGGACUGGCUGGUUGAGUUUGAUGGUGACAUCUCCUUGAACAUGGUGGGGCUGCGGCCACUAGUGGACAAAUACAGCGCCAAAUCGCUGGUCCUUCUGAAGUGGUAUUGGAGAGACUGCCAACCUUGGGAUUGCUUCAUGUGGGAGUGUGAGGACAUGCUGCAGAACAGGAAGGAAUAUGUAGAAACAUCAUACGAUCGUGUCGUGAAGUGGAAAGAGCGGAUGCAAAAGCUCCAUGAUGAUCCGGCGCAUCCUUUCGUCCCAGCGGAUUACUACGAGCUGAGCGUGAUGUUCCGAAACGUUGCGCAUGAGAGGGCUGGCGAGGUCGAGGACACAUUCCGGCAAGUUCUGCAGCAAUGCCGCACAAUCCAACGAGACCAGUUCCUGAUGCCUUUCUUUUUGUGGAACUCCUCAUUGGAGCAAGAUGUUGCUACAAUUCCGAUUGCGACCUUGUAUUCUGAUCUGCACUACUGCCGCGUGGACACGAGGAGAGCCAGAGUCCAAACUGAAAUUCGCUGA
This is a messenger RNA of Symbiodinium pilosum, 618 nucleotides long. Lineage: Eukaryota; Dinophyceae; Suessiales; Symbiodiniaceae. The record is from the annotation of a GenBank genome assembly.